Molecule: messenger RNA, 285 nt
Organism: Cooperia oncophora
Lineage: Eukaryota; Metazoa; Nematoda; Chromadorea; Rhabditida; Trichostrongylidae
Source: the annotation of a GenBank genome assembly
UUGACCUGUAUUGUGGAAAACAAUUUCAGAUCUGGUAAAACAGCUGCGUUCGCAUUGCCAAUCCUGCAGUCAUUGCUCGAAACACCACAGAAACUUUUCGGCUUGAUACUUACGCCUACCAGAGAACUUGCGUUUCAAAUAGCGCAGCAGUUUGAAGCUCUUGGUGCCGGCAUCGGCUUGAUAGUCGCUGUCAUUGUUGGAGGAGUAGAUAUGACGACACAAGCCCUUGCUCUUGCUAAAAGACCUCACAUUAUCGUUGGUUCGUUGCCAUUAUAUUUUCUGUCC